UGUAGCAUUAGUAAGUUUAAUUUCUCCUUCAAGACAACCUCAGCUACCUUCUAUCUCUCUCAAGACUCUUUCACUUGGAGAUAGAGAGAGAGAGAGAGAGAGAUGGGUUCUUGUGGAGUUAUGAAGAACAACUUCUUGUCGUUGCUUUAUUCUCAUGAUAGUUCAAGCUGGUUAUCUGCUUCCACUGCCAUUCUUCCUGUCAAGAGGCGAAAGUUUUCUGGGAUUGCGGCUGUUCAACACGACGGUAACACGAGUGAUGACAUAGGUGUUGUGAAGACCCCGAGAAGUCUCAAUUUUAGUGGCGAUAAGCCCUCAACUCCAGUAUUGGACACUAUAAACUAUCCCAUUCAUAUGAAAAAUCUCUCUCUUGAGGAACUAGAAAGAUUGUCGGACGAACUAAGGGAAGAGAUAGUGUAUACGGUGUCCAAGACAGGAGGGCAUCUAAGUUCCAGCCUCGGCGUUUCGGAGCUCACUGUUGCACUUCACCACGUUUUCAACACACCUGAGGAUAAAAUUAUAUGGGAUGUGGGUCACCAGGCGUAUCCGCACAAGAUUUUGACAGGAAGAAGGUCGAGAAUGCAUACAAUCCGACAGACGUCCGGGCUGGCGGGGUUCCCGAAAAGGGAGGAAAGCGCACACGAUGCCUUCGGAGUUGGUCACAGUUCAACUAGUAUUUCUGCUGGUCUAGGAAUGGCGGUAGCAAGAGACCUACUAGGGAAGAACAACCAUGUAAUAUCAGUGAUAGGAGACGGAGCCAUGACAGCAGGACAAGCAUACGAAGCAAUGAACAACGCAGGCUUUCUGGAUUCGAAUCUCAUCAUCGUCUUGAAUGAUAACAAACAAGUAUCGCUGCCCACAGCAACCGCCGACGGCCCUGCUCCCCCUGUCGGGGCUCUGAGCAAAGCCCUGACAAAGCUACAAGCAAGCAGGAAAUUUCGCAAACUCCGUGAAGCAGCAAAGGAGAUGACUAAGCAAAUGGGAGACCAGGCUCAUGUAAUGGCGGCUAAGGUGGACACUUAUGUAAGAGGAAUGAUGGGGAAACCUGGGGCUUGCCUGUUUGAGGAACUUGGGAUCUACUACAUUGGUCCCGUAGACGGCCAUAGUAUAGAAGAUCUUGUCUAUAUAUUUAAGAAAGUUAAGGAGAUGCCGGCUCCAGGGCCGGUCCUGAUUCAUGUAAUAACGGAAAAGGGCAGAGGAUAUCCUCCAGCCGAAGUUGCUGCAGACAAAAUGCAUGGUGUGGUGAAAUUUGAUCCUAAAACUGGAAAACAGAUCAAGUCUAAACCGAAGACGUUGUCAUAUACACAAUACUUUGCCGAUUCUUUAAUAGCUGAAGCAGAGCAGGAUGAAAAGAUAAUAGCUAUCCAUGCUGCUAUGGGAGGCGGCACUGGCCUUAACAUUUUCCAAAAACGUUUUCCUCACCGAUGUUUUGAUGUUGGGAUUGCGGAGCAACACGCCGUCACGUUUGCUGCUGGUCUAGCAACUGAAGGCCUCAAGCCUUUCUGUGCUAUUUACUCGUCAUUUCUGCAGAGGGGUUAUGAUCAGGUUGUUCAUGAUGUGGACCUUCAAAAACUUCCUGUGAGAUUUGUUAUGGACAGGGCAGGACUGGUCGGUGCAGAUGGUCCGACCCAUUGCGGAGCGUUUGACACAACAUACAUGGCUUGUUUGCCAAAUAUGGUGGUCAUGGCUCCAUCAGAUGAGGCGGAGCUCAUGCACAUGAUCGCAACAGCUGCAACGAUUGAUGAUCGGCCUAGUUGCAUCAGAUACCCUAGAGGAAACGGCGUUGGCGCUGUUCUCCCGCCAGGCAAUAAAGGAACUCCUCUGGAGAUUGGAAAGGGCAAGGUGUUAAGGGCAGGAAAUAGAGUGGCCAUUUUAGGUUUUGGAACAAUAACUCAAAACUGUUUAGCAGCAGCCGAGCUUCUUCAACAUCAUGGCAUAUAUGUCACUGUGGCCGAUGCAAGAUUCUGCAAGCCUCUCGACGGAGACCUGAUCAAGCAGUUGGCUCAAGAGCAUGAGGUUCUAAUUACUGUUGAAGAAGGAUCCAUUGGAGGAUUCAGUACCCAUGUUUCUCAUUUCUUAUGCUUGAAUGGGCUGCUAGACGGAAACCUUAAGUGGAGGCCGAUGACGCUCCCUGACAGAUAUAUCGACCACGGGGCUCAAAGUGACCAGAUUGAUGAAGCUGGGCUCAGCCCAAAGCACAUUGCGGGCACUGUUUUGUCACUAAUUGGCGAGGGAAAGGACAGUUUCUAGUUGCUGAACCUGUAAUAAUUACCUGGAUGGAACUAAGAGGAUAGUCUCCACAGGGACUCUCGUUUUAUACAUCUUGUACAUAUGGAGAUAGGUUGGUCAUGAGAAGACCAAAUCCAUGAGGGGAAGUUUGUCUUGAUUUACUUUCCUGAAAGAAGAAAUAAGAGAAAUAGAUCAUGUAAUAAUUUAUAGUUUUAUUCGGUGGAAAACGUUGUGAUAUAUUGUUCUGCAGAAAGAAAGUUGUCUUGAUUCUUGAAUUUGGGUUAUGUAAGUGGGAAGAAUAAUCAUAUCCAUUUUUUUUAUA
Molecule: messenger RNA, 2548 nt
Organism: Sesamum indicum (sesame)
Lineage: Eukaryota; Viridiplantae; Streptophyta; Magnoliopsida; Lamiales; Pedaliaceae
Product: putative 1-deoxy-D-xylulose-5-phosphate synthase 2, chloroplastic
Biological process (GO): terpenoid biosynthetic process
Molecular function (GO): 1-deoxy-D-xylulose-5-phosphate synthase activity
Source: RefSeq, a predicted model, not a curated record